Messenger RNA from Stegastes partitus (bicolor damselfish), 1915 nucleotides. It is a transcript of the gene mosmo, whose product is annotated as modulator of smoothened. Gene Ontology annotation, biological process: negative regulation of smoothened signaling pathway. Gene Ontology annotation, cellular component: ciliary membrane; Golgi apparatus. The transcript has 3 exons. The record is from RefSeq and is a predicted model, not a curated record. NCBI's taxonomy places the organism in Eukaryota, Metazoa, Chordata, Actinopteri, Pomacentridae. Bases 650 to 1153 code for a protein of 167 amino acids.
GUUUCCCUUGCGGAGAGAGGACAGCAUCGUUUUUGCAGACAAUACAGUUGCUGUGCAUUCAAAAGGUGUUUGAAAGGAAUAAAAAGAGGGGAUUCAGGCUGUGAAUGCGGAGAUCUGAAGCUCCAGAAAGGCGCUUUUGUGUGAGCAUGGGCGGUGUUUCCCGUCUGCGCUCGUCCGGAGGAAAGAAAAAAGCUUCCAUAUGGGGGGAGAUUCAUGCAAACUCAGGAAAUAAGUCGACUGCAUGCAUGAGCCCGCUCUCACCGCUGGAUAUUUAAAACAGAGAUUCAAUUGUACGCUGAUUUCUGCCAGAUUUCCACUCGUAUUUUUUUUUCUUUCGUGCAAAUAAGAUGCAGCGGAGCAUCCCGGAACGAGGUGAUCCAUGAACCCGGGCAGCGACGCUCUCCUCCCGGGCUGGAGACGGGCCAGCAGGUCGGGGCAGCUCCGGCUGUUGACGGAUUAUUAAAAAAAAAAGGGAAUCGUCCUGCUCGCCUCCUCGCCUUGAGAUCAAAACACGAUGUGCGGACAAACAGUGGAUCCCGUCUCCAUCACCCCAACGCUGCACCGCACCACGGGACAGGAGAUGUGGGUUUAGGUGACUUCUUCAUGUCCCGUCUCCCUUCAAGGAAAGGUGAGACAGAGGCUCAAAGACAUGGAUAAACUCACCGUGAUUUCAGGAUGUCUCUUCCUCGCUGCAGACAUCUUCGCCAUCGCCAGCAUCGCCAACCCGGACUGGAUCAACACUGGAGAAUCAGCUGGCUCUCUGACUGUGGGUCUGGUCAGGCAGUGUCAGACCAUCCACGGCCGAGACCGGACCUGCAUCCCCCCGCAGCUUCCCCGGGAGUGGAUCACCACGCUGUUCUUCAUCAUCCUGGGCAUCAUCUCCCUCACCGUCACCUGCGGUCUGCUGGUGAUGUCACACUGGCGCCGCGAGGCCACCCGAUACGCCCGAUGGAUCGCCUUCACGGGGAUGGUCCUGUUCUGUAUGGCUGCUCUCAUAUUCCCGAUCGGCUUCUACAUCAACGAGGUCGGAGGACAGCCGUAUAAGCUGCCCAACAACACCGUGGUGGGCUCCUCCUACGUUCUCUUCAUUCUGUCCAUAUUCUUCACCAUCGUGGGACUGCUGUUUGCUGGAAAGGUCUGCCUGCCCGGCUGACGGAUCCUCCUCCUCUUCCUCUUCCUCCUUCUUCCUUUUUGGAAUCCUUGGAGAAACACCAACGCAGCCGGAGACAUAUUUUAAUAAAACGGACUCUUCCGUGGCAGCGUUGAGACUCAGAAACGCCUGUUUGUGUUUUUCUUUGUGGACGAUGACUGGAGCUGAAAGCGGCGCGAUCCGUCCAACUCGGCAGGUGCAGAGAUCCCUGGAAUGGUCCUCAUCUGGCGAAUAGAUUCCAGGAUGCUACAAAAUAUGACUGACAUGGGUUUAAAACAUCAAGACUUUCAAGGAUCAAUGACCGUAGACAGCCGUUGGCCCGUCGCCUCCAAUAUGAUGGAGGCUCUUCCCUACUGCAAGUAAUGACCUGUAACAUACACAAUAGAGUUCCAUUACUUGGCACAUUUGACUAUUUAUUUAACUGUUUAGUUACACUAUUUGUAAAUGUAAUUUUCAAAAGGCCUAAUGUACGCCAGAGUUUGCCUGCCAUCGGUAUGUGUGGUGGAUCCCGUUGCCUUAAAGAUCUGCUGAGUUUCAGUCAGUUGACGGCGUUUCAGAAAUUCUGGACACACGAACUCGUUAAACAUCGAAUGUAAAAGGGGCUGAAUUUAUGACUUGUUUGUUGUUUUAUACAUAUGGAGUAUUGAUGCCUACAUUUCUGUGUAAAUGAAGAGGAAGCGUGUUUGUAUCAUCAGCUAGAAGCACUGUGAUGUUUGUGAAUGAGCAUGGAAGGUGUCAUCUCAUUAAAAAUGACUCAGUGAGGUA